AUGGGUUCCUACGCGAUGGAGUUUGAUAAGCAAAUGUUCGACCUCUACACUGGAAUAAUAGAGAAUGCUUGGGGCCUUCCCCUUCUGGAAGCCCUCGGCUCGGAUCUUCUACCUAAUGGAGAGCGCAACAUUGAAAAAUGGAAUCCGGAAUUUCUUGUAGCACUGGAUAAUUUGUCUUGUUAUACCACAGGCGACCCCAAACUUGCACUUCAAGAGAUUAAGGCUGCUAUAUUAGUGCGCACACGUGGCCAUCCGGAUACCACUGCUGCUAUGACAAUCGACGAUGUAAAGAUGGCUACAGACAUGGUCAAAGAGAAGCGACUAGUGGAAGAGCACGAUGAAAAGUCACGUCUGACGACCCGUGAAAGUGAGAGGAAACUGGAUGAAUGGGAAGCAGCAAGGAGUGGGGCAGUAUUGGGACACAUGCCCGGCUCGGACGAUGAUGGUUUUUGGGUUGAUAUCGAAGCUGAAGAAAAAGCCUAUCGAGAAUUUGUACAAGAACGGGGGCUUGGACAGGCUGACCGGGCGGAAGGGUCGGAAUCUCGCGGGGUCUCUCUUCCUCCUCGAACACCAUACACUGCAGGUCGAGCACCAGCUAUUCGGAAACUUGACAAAGGCAAAGGCAGAGCAAAUGCUCUUACAUCAGCUGCCGAUUCGAUUACAUCACUAGAUAACUGCAAACCGGACAAAGGAAAAGGCAGAGCGAAUUGCCUUGCAGCGAUUGCCGAUUUCGAUACAGCUCUACAGAAAACGAUGCCUCCUCGAGCUAAGCGCAGCUACUCAACAGAGAUUGCAACGGGUGGGAAUCCAAACACCAUAAAACGCGCUCGGAAAGGACAGCAGACAGUAUCUGUCACGAUUCAAAAGUAUACGAAGGCCCCAUCGGUGACAGGCGAAUGCGAAACUGUUCCGCCAUCGCUACCACCACCACAGACAUCACAGACAUCCUCACAACCAGCCGGAUCAAAGCCACCAGAGCCAGAGCCAACGAAGAAACAAACCGGCAAACAGCACCAUCCCGACACCCACUCAACAUCCCAUACACCAGCCGCUCCCACCGCCCCCUCCAUUUUCCUCUUGAACCAGCCCAUCUCCGCCCUCCCAGCCCUUGCCCCAAUCUCGCGCACAGCACUACCAGCCAACGCAUCAGUGCAAGAUCGCAUCACGGCUUACAAGCUUGAAUUCGAGGCUGUGGAGCAUAGGGGACAUGCUCAUUUGGAGAUGGCUAAGGCGUACAUUGAGAAUAGCAAGGGGAGGGUGUGUGCGGCGAGGAAGGCUGAGAUUAGGAGGGAGAUGUUUGUUUUGGAGGUGGGUAAUCGGAAGGGUGAUUUGGGGAAGGGGAAUGAGUGA
Molecule: messenger RNA, 1350 nt
Organism: Pyrenophora tritici-repentis Pt-1C-BFP
Lineage: Eukaryota; Fungi; Ascomycota; Dothideomycetes; Pleosporales; Pleosporaceae
Product: DUF4106 multi-domain protein
Source: RefSeq, a predicted model, not a curated record